AUGGCACGAUUAAGCUGCCACCUCGCAAAAGAGUCACUUGCCGGGCAAAAAUCGGCUAGACUUUGGAAGAGGGCAAAAGCCCAAUUAGAUUCUGAGUCUGAACUCAGUGACAUUGAAGAGGAGUCUUACAGGGAUGAUUCAGAGGUUGUUUCUGAUCCAGGCUCUGAUGCCUAUGAUGAGGAGACUGACCGUUCUAAGGAUACUUAG
Pelobates cultripes (western spadefoot toad) is the source of this 207-nucleotide messenger RNA. Lineage: Eukaryota; Metazoa; Chordata; Amphibia; Anura; Pelobatidae. The record is from the annotation of a GenBank genome assembly.